UUUUUACGGCCUUGCAGCCACAAGAAAUUUCAUUGGACCAGUAGCCACAUCCUGUCUGCAACACGUCUCCAUUACACAUUACACGUCCAUUAACGACCAGUGUCGCCGGUUUCCUGCACUAUACCCAGUCGGUGUUUCGGUCCGUACAUCGCAGCUCCCAAUUCUACAAUGAGCCCAAUGGACACGACAGUAUCGCUGCCGCCUUCGUCCGAUGGUUCGCCUGUGUUCGUGCCAGCCAUAUCCGGAACUAUCUUGCCUGCUGCCGUGCACAGCUCUUCUUCUCACCUCAUACCAGACUCUCCUGCAGUCUUUCCCAAUAAAGCGGAGCUCAACGGCCCACUGCACGUGUCAACAAAUCAACCCAAUCUUCCUCCGCCUGCAUAUUUGGAACCGGAUGCUAUCGACCCUUCAGCUGUCACUCAUUCCACUUCCAGUACCAUUUCGGAUUUUGCAUCCGGAUGUUCGCUCUAUGUUCCUACUUCCAACUUUGAAAACGACAUGCCUAUAGCGGCCACCGCUACCGCUCAUGCACCUUCCCUUUCCCCUCCUACUCUCACCCGGACACCUCCCCGCAUUCAUACCACUGCUCCUGCCUUCAGUGCCACCCCUACAUCCUCUUUACAGUCUGCUCUUGAGCCAGUGACGCCGGCUCGAAGUCGUGCAAAUACCAUUGGCUCCUUUGCUCCCAGUGCCAUGAUGAACUUAGCCACUCACCAACCCCCCAUCGAUCUAUUCCCUUCUGCGAACAAGAAUGGCAAUUCACUGCUUGCAGGAAGUAUUAUGUUACAAGAGUGCGUCUUUCUCCCCUUCUUUCGAUUUGUCAUCAUGAGUUGAUCCAAACGUUUGCAGAAUCGCCCAGAACGCAGAAACGGCUGGUCAAGCUUGCCGGAUGCUGCAGCCCCAGCGCGCUCAUACACUUCUCGAAGGCCUUCGAAACAAGCUUUCGGUCGUGUCAGACUUGAUCUCUAGCCUCACUGACGUUUCUUUGUCGGAUUCGAAGGUCGGAACACCGUAUGGCAACGAAACCAAGGUCGACUACUUUUC
Guyanagaster necrorhizus is the source of this 1044-nucleotide messenger RNA. RefSeq lists its product as uncharacterized. Bases 169 to 834 code for a protein of 221 amino acids. The record is from RefSeq and is a predicted model, not a curated record. The transcript has a single exon. Lineage: Eukaryota; Fungi; Basidiomycota; Agaricomycetes; Agaricales; Physalacriaceae.